UCUUUGUUGUUUUCAUGUUGUGGUAGUUUUGUAGUCAUGGCUGUAGACCUCAUGAUGAGUUGCAGGAAUGGCAGUUUCGUCGCAAAAAUGGAGGAAACCACGGUCGUUCAAGAAGCAGCCGCGGGCCUCGAGAGCGUCGAGAGACUAAUCAGAUUAUUCUCACAACAACAACAAAAACAAAAUCAGGAUCAGAAUUAUCAAUCUUCUUCAAACCUGGACAUGGACAUGGAUUGCAGGGCAGUAGCAGAAGUCGCCGUUUCCAAGUUUAAGAAAGUAAUUUCUCUCCUAAAUCCAACCAGAACAGGGCACGCUCGAUUUAGAAGAGCACCUGUGGUUCCUUCACCUCUUUUGCCCCCAAACAAUCAACACAAUGAAGUUCUUGAAGGUAAAGUUUAUUACACGACGCCGAUCCAGCAGGUACCGAGGAAAGAUUCGUCCACUACGAUUAAUUUCUCGUAUUCCUCGGCGGGGAAUUCGUUUAUUUCGUCGUUGACCGGCGAAUCUGAGAGUAAGCAGCCGUCUUCGUCUUCGGCGUUUCAGAUUACAAAUCUGUCUCAGGUUCCAUCGGCUGGGAAACCGCCGUUAUCUUCUUCGCUGAAGAGAAAAUGCAGCUCUGAGAACCCAGAUUCCCUGAAGUGCGGAUCCUCUGGCCGAUGCCAUUGCUCCAAGAAGAGAAAGAUGAGGAUGAAGAGGGUAGUGAGAGUUCCAGCGAUUAGCCUGAAAAUGUCUGAUAUUCCACCAGAUGAUUACUCUUGGAGAAAGUACGGACAGAAACCAAUCAAAGGUUCCCCUCAUCCAAGGAGUUAUUAUAAGUGCAGUAGUGUGAGAGGAUGCCCUUCUCGUAAGCAUGUAGAGAGAGCUUUGGAUGAUCCGUCAAUGCUAAUAGUCACAUAUGAAGGGGAGCAUAACCAUGCACUCUCUGUUGCUGAGGCUACCCAUCUCAUCCUGGAAUCCUCUUAGUCCUCAACCCCGCCACCGCGGCCACCAUCAUCAUCAACCAACUGUAAAAACAGUUCCAGAAACUGGGUUGGUGGUGGAUAAAUUAGUAGUGUUACUGAUAAGCUAAGCGACCUAUAGUUUGCUUAUCUCGAAGGAGAUAAUUAGUGGGGUAGUUCUUAACCUGUUUUCAAUAUUGGAUUCCUUCGCUUUCUUUCUCUGUCUCUCUCCAUUCCUUUUGAACCACCAUGGAAAUCCACAAUGAUUUCUCAAAUUAAUACAUAGAAUACAAAAGGAGGAGUAAAGAUGGUGGAUUUGGUAUUAGAUUACAAUAUGAAAGAAAUCAAGUGGUGGGUAGUACUAUUCUCUAUCAAGUUAUCAACCCCUUCUUUAUUGCUUAAUUUUAUCUCUUGUACCUUUA
This is a messenger RNA of Tripterygium wilfordii, 1357 nucleotides long. RefSeq names its product probable WRKY transcription factor 15. The transcript is spliced from 3 exons. Gene Ontology annotation, biological process: regulation of DNA-templated transcription. The record is from RefSeq and is a predicted model, not a curated record. Gene Ontology annotation, molecular function: DNA-binding transcription factor activity; sequence-specific DNA binding. Bases 37 to 960 code for a protein of 307 amino acids. NCBI's taxonomy places the organism in Eukaryota, Viridiplantae, Streptophyta, Magnoliopsida, Celastrales, Celastraceae.